This is a messenger RNA of Bemisia tabaci, 1733 nucleotides long. The record is from RefSeq and is a predicted model, not a curated record. Lineage: Eukaryota; Metazoa; Arthropoda; Insecta; Hemiptera; Aleyrodidae.
CUUCGUCCUCGACAACUCUUUGCGACUUUCCUCUCCCCGGCUAGAAACAUCAUGUUCCUCCCGACCGAAAGCGUCUUAAUAAUCAUCCUCUUUAGCAUCUCCGUAAAACCGUCAGCGUCAUCCCCCGGUGAGCGACUUUUCUUGACCCCGAUGAUCGAAUCUGGGGAACAUGAUAAAGCGCAGCAAGCCGCGAGGGUCUCGAUGUCUCAAGGCGUUGAGGGUUUCUCAGGGUUCAUCACAGUCGACAAAACCAACGAGGCGAACCUGUUCUUCUGGAUGUUCAAGCCUCUCGACAGGCAGGUGGACUGGGAGGAGGCCCCGGUCAUCAUCUGGUUGCAGGGCGGCCCCGGAGCCUCCUCGCUCUUCGGGCUGUUCACCGAGAUCGGUCCCUUCUUCGUCAGCGAGGCGCUCGUGCCGACAAGGCGCAAAUAUGCGUGGUGCCAGAACUACAACCUCCUCUUCAUCGACAACCCGGUCGGCGCCGGCUUCAGCUUCGCGACGAGGGAGGCCGGGUACACCAAAACCGGGGACGACGUAACGAGACACCUCUACUUGUUCCUGCUCCAGUUCUACCGGAUGUUCCCGCAACUGGCCGGGAACCGGUUGUUCCUCAUGGGACAGUCUUAUGCCGGCAAGUUCAUCCCAGAGCUCGCUAAAUUUAUCCACGAGCGCAACGUGGAAUUUUUAAACCACAAGAGAGAGCUUUCAAAGCACGGCAAAGGAUCUUCUAAACAAAGCUUUUUCAACAAAGGAUCUCCUAAACACAGUAAAGAAUCUGCAGAUAUCAAGGGCGAUAUCGUAAUACGGUUGGAAGCAAUCGCUAUUGGGAACGGCUUAAUUGACCCGUACCACAUGAUGCACUACUCAGACUACAUGUACCAGCUAGGAAUGAUCGAUGACAACGGUCGAACCGAGCUCCAAGGUCUUGAAAAGGAAACAAGAAAGAACAUCAAUAACAAAAUGUAUACCAAGGCCGUGGAUCACUGGUACCUUAUUAUGAAAACAAUUAAGGACUGGGCAAAACUGAAAGAGACAUACAACUUUGUUCACGACGCCGACGACUCCACGGCGUGGCAACAAUUCCUGGAAAAAGCCACGACGAGGAAACUGAUCCACGUAGGCAACCAAACGUUUCACUACAUCAACAAAGAGGUUCCCAAGCGCAUGAAGGACGAUAUCAUGAGGUCUGCAAAGCCGGCGAUCGAAUUUCUUCUCAAGAAUGAAGUCUGCGACGUCGUGAUCUACUCCGGGCAACUGGACGUCCUCUGCGCCUACCCGCUGACUGUGAAAGUCUUCCAGAAACUCGAGUGGCAACACGCCGAUGACUACAAGAAGGCUGAGAGGUGCUACCUGGAGGUGGACGGGGAAGUCGUCGCCUACCGUAAGUCGGCCGGUCGUUUCAUCGAGAUUCUGUUCCGUGGCUGCGGACACAUGGUGCCCGCAGACUGCCCGAAAGUGGCGUCCAGGUUCUUGGACGUGUUUGUCAAUCAGAGAAGGAAUCUCAAGUGUUCGAAUGGAGCAGAGGAGUCUGAUUCUGAUGAUGAUGACUGAGCAAACUUUGGGCAGUAUGAUAAAAACUAGAGUACCGAUAUAGCGAGAGUGUAGACAAAAUGGACCGCGUAAAACAGAAAGGAACCAAGCCACAUCAGCUAUUGCCAAAUUUAAUUGGGCAAUUUAACGUGUUACAUGAAAACGGUUGUGCGGAUUUUCGUGCAAAUUUCAUUGUAAAUACU